Molecule: messenger RNA, 6088 nt
Organism: Hippocampus comes (tiger tail seahorse)
Lineage: Eukaryota; Metazoa; Chordata; Actinopteri; Syngnathiformes; Syngnathidae
Gene: acin1a
Product: apoptotic chromatin condensation inducer 1a
Exons: 18
Coding region: 36-5129 (1697 amino acids)
Biological process (GO): RNA splicing
Cellular component (GO): precatalytic spliceosome; ASAP complex
Molecular function (GO): RNA binding
Source: RefSeq, a predicted model, not a curated record
ACGCUCUCGCUGGAAUCGGUCCAGAGGAACGGAAAAUGGCGGACCUCGAAGACGUAACCCUGGACGGGAGACCGCUCCAGUCUCUUCGUGUUGCAGAUUUAAAAGCUGCUCUUGAGGAAAGGGGACUGUCUAAAAGCGGACAAAAGAAUGCUCUUGUCAAAAGACUCAAAGGGGCUCUCAUGCUGGAGAAUCUGCAGAAGACCUCCACUGCUCAUGUUGGACUGCAACCAAACUCUCAGAUUGGUGAGGAAAUGAGCCAGAAUAGCUUCAUCAAACAGUAUCUGGCUAAACAACAGGAGCUCUUGCGGCAACGUCUGGAGAGAGAGGCCCGGGAAGCCAAUGACACUAACGAGCAAGAGGAACACAAAGAUGUUAAUAACAGUGUUGCGUGUCCUCCGCAAGACCAGGAUGUGACCCAAGCCUCGGCUGAGCAGUACAAAACACCCGGCCCCUCUGACGGAGAGAUCCGGUUUGCUGCCGUAAACGAGGGAGAAGCUAAUAGCAAACAGGAAGCUCACAAGUCCACUCCUCCUGCUUCUGGGUCAAUUACGAUGCACAUUCCUGGCAAUGAGCACCAACCGGAGAAGAGUUCUGCGGCCAGUGACUUCCCAGCUGAAAGUGACGAUGAUGAUAGUGAGGACGGCGAGGAGGAUGGUGACAAUGAUGAUGACUGGGGCAGUAACAUUCGCAGACGAACUCCGAGACAACCAGCCAGAGGGCCCUCCACUCGGGAGAGGUGUGGAGCAUCUCGUCAACCCCAGCAGCCGCAGCACAUGCCUUCCCUUUUAUCUCCUCAACUCCGCCAGCCAACCCCUCCUCCAUCGCCACCUCCAGAGUUAUCUUUCUCCUUGCCCGACACCCCGAAACAGAGCCCCCCUAGUCCAGAUGUACCCCCAGCAAGGCACUCACCCAGUACCUCCAGCUCUGGUUCUUCGAGCAGCGAUAGCCCCAGUAGCAGCCCAGAGCCGCAGAGGAGUGGACAUGUGGAUCGUAAACCUGGCCCAUUAACUCUUUUGGCCCGUAAAAUGGAAUCGGAAGGCGCUUUCUCUGGAACCAGUUGGCCUGAUGGUCAUGGGGAAGGAGGUCAGAAAGAGAGCAAUUUGCCAAUGGCCACCUCAUUUUGUGGCACAGAACAUGUUGAGGACCUCUCUUCGGCUACCGCUGCAGGCCAUGUGCCAAUUUCCAUGAUAACGGCCAUCAAUCAGGGUGUCAUCGGAACACAUUCGGCCCAUAGUCAUAUUCCUGUGAGUGUGCUUAAGACUUCCACAACGGAAGAGAGGGCAGAAAAGGCCCUUGAGCUACAAAGACAAGAAAGGCUUAGAAGUCUUGAGCAAGAACGAGCAUUGGAGGACGAGCGCAAAAACGCUCUUGAGCAGGAACGAAAGGAAAUCGAGAGAUUUGAGCAUCAGCAAGCCUUAGAAAGAAAAGAACAAGAAGCUUUGCGGUUGGAAAAGAAACUAGCAGCAGAAAGAGAGAGGCUGGAGAGGGAACAAGCUUUGGCUCAGCAGCAGGAAGAGCGAGAGCAAACCAUGGCAAGAGAGCGAGCGCUAGAGCUAGAGCGGCAAAGGGAACUUGAAAAGCAAAGGGCCUUAGAGCAAGAACGUCUCCAGCGGGAAACAGAGGCGAGGGAAAAGCGAGAGAGGCAAGCGGAGUUAGAAAGAAUACAGGCUUUGGAACGGGAACGAGAGGAAAGAGAAAAGGCUCUUGAGAAAGAAAAGUUAGAAAGAGAAAAGGCUUUGGAGGCAGAGAGAAAAGAAAAAGAACGGAUUGAGAGAGAAAGGAUAUUGGAACAGGAACGUUUGGAAAGGAAAAAAAUAGAGCAAGAGAGGCUGGAGAAGGAAAAGGCUUUAGAGAAAGAGAGAAAGGAGAGGGAGGAAGCCUUGAAAGAGCAGAAAGAACGAGAGAGAGCUUUAGAGCUUGAGCGACUAGAAAAAGAAAAAGCCUUGGAGCUUGAGCGUACAGAAAAACAGAGAGCCUUAGAGCAAGAACGUCUAGAGAAAGAAUGUCUAGCGAAAGCACAUCUAUUGCAAGAACGUCUUGAAAAAAGGCGUCUUGAGAGAGUACAAUUAAAGCAGGCGUGCCUGGAGCAGGAGCGCCUGGAGCAGGAGCGCCUAGAGCAGGAGCGCCUGGAGCAGGAGCGUCUGGAGCAGGGGCGCCUGGAGCAGGAGCGCCUGGAGCAGGAGCGCCUGGAGCAGGAGCGCCUGGAGCAGCAGCGUCUGGAGCAGGAGCGCCUGGAGCAAGCGCGCCUAGAGAGAGCACGUGUAGAACAAGAGCUCCUCGAGAAAGAGCAUCUAGAGAGAACCCGUGUAGAGCAAGAGCGCAUAGCGCAAAAAUUGGAGAGUGAUAGACUAAAGGAGCAAGGAAGAUUAAAUCUUGAUAGGAAGGACGAGAGACAAGCUUCAAAUGCAACUCUUGAAAAUAGGAUUGAGGACAAAAUAGUCAAGGAAAGUCCUAGUGAACAGGGCAUUUUAGAGAAGAAACCUGCCAAGGAGUUAGACAAUGAAUUCCCUCCAGCCAUAUGUGGUAGUGAGCCUGGUUUUGCCCUUUCCACUGCUCCCCUUUUCACAGGACCAGCUAAAGAAACAGAGGCAGUAGUCCAGGAAGAUGCCAAAGCUCCAAUGACACCGAGUGAAUCCCAUGCAGCAGAAUCAAGGUCAACACUGUCAUCUCCGCAGUCAUCAUUGAAGAAAUUCCCGUUUGCAAGAGACUCCCUGAUUCAGGCCUGCUCUACUAACGCCAUGGUCAUCAAGCGGCAUCGUACCUUCUCCGAUACACCCCCGCCGUCUCAGGUGUCACUUUCCUCCACCCCGACCAGUUUUGGAGAACGGCAAGAAAGUGAAACCUCUGCAGAACAGGAACAGGAAGUUAGUAGUAAAGCACUGGGUCAGGUGGGCAGCCAGUCUGAGGAAGAGUCUGCUUUGCACCAAAAAACAAGUUCCAAAGAAGGUUUUACGAAUCAAGUAUUAGAGGACAAGGACAAAGAGGAUUCGGUGAGGCAUAAUGAGCCUGCCAAGGAAAUGACCAAGAAAUUAAAAGAUGCGGAUCAAAUCAAAGUUCCUGCAGGCCCAGUAAAUGCUGUACAGAGAAGAGGAAAACGUUCAUCCUCUCAUGAUUCUGCUUCCUCUGAAUCUGAUUCUGGGUCCUCAUCAUCUCGCUCUUCUUCCUCAUCCUCCUCUUCUCUUGAGAAAAUCUCCACGUCAAGAAAUAGAAGGGAAGGAAAACUUGACAGAAGUGCUUCACCACAGUGUAGAGUGACUGCUGUGGCUGAAGAGGCCAGUCUCAAAGAAACGCAAAAGGCUUCCCCUCACAAAAGAGAGAGGUCUGUCGAGAAGACCAGUGCAGGAGAUGAUGAAGCGAGUCAGGCCAAGAAACCAUUUAUUGAAACAACCACCGGAGACGAGAUGAAAAGGAAAGAUGCCAAAGGACCGGAGGAAAAGGAUGCACAAAGGCAGGGAGCCGAGUCUGCUAUGCAAGAGUCAGAGAAGCUUGUGGAGUCCACCGAGGAGGCACACAAGGCCUUCUCAGCUCGGAAGAUCUCUCUUAGCAGUAGUAAGACCUCUCCGGGCCCGGGAAGUACUGAUGGCGAUCAGGAAGGUGGGACUGCAGGUAGUCGCAAGAGGAGGUGGGGUUCCAGCACUGUGGUCACUUCCAAGAAACCUUCCAUCAGCAUCACCACAGAUUCACUCAAGUCACUGAUCCCCGACGUCCGACCGGGCGUAGGCCAAGACGCCGUUGUGGACCUGCAUCCUGAAGAAGUUGUUCUGUCUGGAGCCGAGGAAGAAGAUCAAGAGCCGUCCGAGCAGGACCUUCAGAUUCGACGCACUGUCACCCAAGAGGUGGCUUUGGACAGCCAAGAGAAUGGGCAGAAGCAGACUAAGAGGAGGAGGUGUGAGAACGUGGAGCAAAAUGACAUUCAGGGAAACCACAGUAGGAUCGAAUCUCAUGAAGAGAAACCCAUGGAAGACACGCAAACACAGUCGCCAGCCCGGCCCAGUCAAGAUGGAGAAAUCAACACUGGUCAUGUGGCCGCAGGUGACACCCUCAUUCGUCGCUCCUUCAGCCAGCAAAGAACGGGCGUUUCCAUCACCAUUGACGACCCCGUCCGCACCGCCCGGCACCCGUCUCCCCCACGUGGCAAAGUUUCCAGCAUUGUUCACAUCAGUAACCUGGUGAGGCCGUUUACUCUCGGGCAGCUGAAGGAACUGCUGGGCAGAACUGGCACCCUGGUGGAGGACGGCUUUUGGAUCGACAAAAUCAAAUCUCACUGCUAUGUCACUUACUCAAGUUCCGAAGAGGCAAUCGCAACACGAGAAGCUCUUCAUGGAGUCAAGUGGCCUCAGAGUAACCCAAAAGUUCUUAACGUAGACUUCUGCCAGCAAGAUGAGCUGGACUUCCACAAAGGAUUGGGUGCAGCAGAGAAACCUGGAACGGAAGAGCAGUGGCUGACUUCCAACCGUUUUCAAGCAGCGGCCCUGCCUCCUCUCCUUCCCAAGCGAGACCAGUGGGCCGAACGCGAGCGGGAAAUGGAGCGCAGGGAAAAGGCGCGCUCAGAGCGCGAGUGGGACCGCGACAAGGUCCGGGAGUUUGGGAAACCCGGAAACGACGGAGAGGGAGGUCCCCGGAGGUCACGCUCCAGGGAGAGACGGCGCAAGGAGAGGGGAAAGAGCAAAGAGAAGAAGACGGAAAAGAAAGAGAAAGCCGCCGAGGAACCCCCUGCAAAACUUCUUGAUGAUCUUUUUCGGAAAACUAAAGCAGCCCCCUGCAUCUACUGGCUUCCACUUACCGAUGAGCAGUUUGUCGAGAGGGAAGCCGCCAGAGCGGAGCGGAUGAAGGAGCGCGAGAAUCGACUGAAACAGCUGCAGCAGGAGGAGGAGGAGAAAAAAAGGAAAGAAGAGCGCAAGGAGAGAAGCAAAGGCGGAGGAGGGCUUGCAGCGGGAGACCGGAGCGAGGGGGCGAAAGACAAAGACCGAGAGAGAGAGCGGGACAGGGACAGAGGUAAAGAGAGGGACAGGGAGAGGGAGAGGGACGCUGACAAACACAGGGAUGGCUACCGAAGGCCGGGGACUAGCGGGGAAGGGGGCGCCAGACGCUCCCGAAGCCGCAGCGACCCGCGAGACAGGCGGCGCUAAUCAGCUGAUGGAACUGUCUCGAGAAACCCGCCCUCCUCCAUUUGCCUUCCACUUCGUGUACUUUGUUCCAACUGAGACCCAGCAAAGGACCAACCCCGAUGUCGUUUGUCACCCCCUCUUUCAGUUCUCACCUCAAAGCACACGAACACACACACACACACACAUAUACGCGCAGACGUGUGGAAAGGGGACCAGAAAAGUGCAAGUGUUGUAUGUGUCACUCCUUGUCAGGGUUUGAUGUAUAUUGUGUUCAUGCAUUUGAAUUUGCAUCAUGCAUCACUGUUUUUGGGACUCUCCUCCACGCAGUAUAGCAAUACUGCAUGCCGAGUAAUUCCUUAUCAUCCUCUUCCCCCUUCUGACCGAAAGUAUUGGUGCCAUCAUUUGCUCUUUGCCUCCGCAUUUAACAGGCUUGCACUUUGGAUGAGGCGGACUUGUUGCUGCAUGGAAACCAACAAUCUUCUCAGCCAUCCUGCCUCGAGAGACAGAGGAAGAGAAAGCUCGUCUCUUUGCAGAAGGUGUGCUGAAAUGUGGCCAACGUGUGGCAUUCUGUACAGACAUCUUUAAUCAUACCUUUUUAACUGAGGCAGCUUUGGAGUAUUUUGAUCUUAGGCAAUGCAGUGUUCCUCUCUCCAGCUGUUUGGAGAAGAAAAAAAAAAAAGAAAAUUCUACUUGGAGACUGGAGGCGACGCUUUUUCUGUCGCACCAGAUUCCUUUAUUAUUAUCUCAUCUAUGUUUGUUCCCUUCCCUUGGCGUCCUCGGACGCUCUCACCAUGUUGGGCUUAUACAGGCCGUUGAGGGGAGGUUGUACUAUUUUCAGUUUUCUCGCCAAUGAGUUUUAAUAUUGUUUUUAUUUUACCAUUUUAGUACAAAUGCUUUGUUUUUGAUUGUUUUUUUAAAUUUCUUCUCUGAUUACGCCUAUCAGUGGUGAAUGUACAAAUAAAAAAAAAUGGAUAAAGUUU